AUGCAUGUUACGUAUUGGAUAGUUGGUGAGGACGAAGCCACGUUGACACAGUGUAACUAUUUUGCUGUCCUGCCUAUCAAGCGUCAACUUAAGUCAACGAAACUAUUUAUUUACUCGUCACAUCUGUGGACUGGGAUGAGUGUGGGGUUUAUAGGAGCGGGCCAGUUGGCCCAUGCUCUGGUUAGGGGCUUCACAGCUGCAGGUGUGAUUGCCGGUAAUAGAAUCACAGCCAGCUCUCCAGACACAGACCUCCCCACGGUAGCUGGUCUGCGAAAAUUGGGUGUCAAUCUCACAAUGAGCAACAAGGAAGUGGUGAACAAGAGUGAUGUUCUCUUCCUUGCUGUCAAACCACACAUCAUUCCAUUUGUGUUGGAUGAGAUUGGACCAGAUAUAGAAGACCGUCAUCUCAUUGUCUCCUGUGCAGCGGGUGUCACUAUCAGCUCUAUUGAGAAGAAGUUGUUCCAACACCGCCAAUUUCCCAAGGUGAUGCGCUGCAUGACCAACACGCCCGUGGUUGUGCGCGAGGGCGCCACGGUGUACGCCACUGGCACUCAUGCAGAGGUGGAGGAUGGGAAACUGCUGGAGCAGCUUAUGUCCAGCGUGGGCUACUGCACCGAGGUGGAGGAGGACCUGAUUGAUGCGGUCACUGGGCUGAGUGGCAGUGGCCCUGCUUAUGCGUUUACUGCCUUGGAUGCUCUUGCGGAUGGUGGGGUGAAGAUGGGUCUACCUAGGAGACUGGCUGUAAGGCUUGGAGCUCAAGCCCUGCUGGGAGCAGCCAAGAUGCUGUUGGACUCAGAGCAGCACCCAGGCCAGCUGAAGGAUGACGUGUGCUCUCCAGGAGGUGCCACCAUCCAUGCGUUGCAUGUCAUGGAGAGUGGAGGCUUCCGAAGUCUUCUUAUCAAUGCUGUGGAGGCCUCCUGUAUCAGAACCAGGGAGCUUCAGUUCUUGGCUGACCAGGAGAACAUCUCUCCUGCUGCCAUUAAGAAGACGACCCUUGACAAGGUGCUGCAGCAGCCAGGGGUGUCCAGAGCAGAAGUGGGCGUCAGGGGUGGCAUCAACCUGUUUAACAACAGCAGCCCCAGGAAGAAGUACUGAGCCUUAUCUUGGACGAGUGAAAAGAGAUUACCAACAGUGGUGAAUUAAAGAUGGGAAGUUACACCAUUUAAAAUGUGUACUAUAGCUUCUAUUGGGGUGACAGUGUCACAUGACAUACUCCAAACAUAAGUACAAACCACCUCGAAGUAGUGACCACUUGGAGCAGUUAAGGAAAUAGACUUUGCAAGACCUGAGCAACAGGCCAGAAUUCCAUUCACUGCAGGAAAAACAACAAAGAUACCCAAUAGUAUGUACCUGAUGUAAACGAGUCUAUGGCUCGUAAGAGUGCAUUACCUCUGUCUUGCUAAUGUUGUGAAAAGAACCGUUUAAUUUCUUUUUUAUACAGCUUUGUGGGGCAAGUGUGUCGACAGGCAUCAUAUCUGCGUUAAGCUGGAGAAUCUGUUAACUGCUGUUUUGUAAUUAUAUAAGUAUCAUAAAUAAAUUUGUUUGUUACACAUUUAUCCAAAAACUUGUAUCGAAAAA
This is a messenger RNA of Hypomesus transpacificus, 1578 nucleotides long. RefSeq names its product pyrroline-5-carboxylate reductase 1a (gene pycr1a). The record is from RefSeq and is a predicted model, not a curated record. The transcript has 8 exons. The coding region runs from base 1 to 1095 and encodes 364 amino acids. Gene Ontology annotation, molecular function: pyrroline-5-carboxylate reductase activity. Gene Ontology annotation, biological process: L-proline biosynthetic process. NCBI's taxonomy places the organism in Eukaryota, Metazoa, Chordata, Actinopteri, Osmeriformes, Osmeridae.